CUUUUUGGCUUUGCCUAUCUUGGGCCAUUUGGGCAUUUUCUUCACUUAUUACUGGAUAAACUUUUCAAGGGGAAGAAAGACACAACAACAGUUGCAAAAAAGGUGGUGUUGGAGCAAGUGACAUCUUCGCCUUGGAAUAACUUGCUUUUCAUGAUUUACUAUGGGUUAGUUAUUGAAAGUAGACCCUGGAUCCAGGUGAAGUCUAAUAUUAAGAGGGAAUAUCCAAAAGUGCAAUAUACGGCUUGGACGUUUUGGCCAGUCGUAGGUUGGAUUAAUCACCAGUAUGUGCCGCUGCAGUUCCGUGUCAUCUUUCACAGCAUCGUCGCAUGUGGCUGGGGAAUAUUUUUAAAUCUACGUGCAAGAUCAAUGGCCUUAAAGAAAGCUUGAAAAAAUCUCGAAGUUGCAAUUUGGACAUGGUACCAUAUUCAUAUAUAGUUCAACGAUUACAGGGGCUUGCUUCUUCAAGCUCCAUCCAACCUAUACAAGAAGUCGCUCGCUUUCUCUCUGCUACUAGUGGCUUGUCAUUAAUGAAUGCUGUCCGUUUUUAGUUUGUUGUAUUUUAUCUUUCUUUUCUGUGUUUUUAUUUUCUUGAAUAUUAGGACAUCUUUUAACUACAAGGUUGGUUGUCAUAGAGCACCAUUCUAGUUGAUGAUGGCCAUAAUUUUUAUAACUACAAAGCUUAUACAAGGAAUAGUUUAUUUCUUCGGAAA
Molecule: messenger RNA, 710 nt
Organism: Nicotiana tabacum (common tobacco)
Lineage: Eukaryota; Viridiplantae; Streptophyta; Magnoliopsida; Solanales; Solanaceae
Source: RefSeq, a predicted model, not a curated record